Molecule: messenger RNA, 1179 nt
Organism: Thrips palmi
Lineage: Eukaryota; Metazoa; Arthropoda; Insecta; Thysanoptera; Thripidae
Exons: 8
Coding region: 1-1179 (392 amino acids)
Source: RefSeq, a predicted model, not a curated record
AUGAGGGUUGAGGUCGCCGUCGUGCCGUCGUGCCAGCCGUGCCGCGACAGGGUCGCCGCUUGGCCGCCGCGCCGCUGCACUGCCAGUAAAAACGCUCAAAACGCCUUUCUUUCUCUUUCUGCCGCAGCCGUGGAGCGGCUCGUCUCGCGAUGGGCGCCGCUGGUGUGGCUGUCGCCGGGCGAGCGCUUCAUGCCGGCCGGCGUGGAGGACUUCCUCAAGCACGUCACCCCCAGGGCCAUGGCCGCCGCCAACGCCGUCCCGGCCAUCCCCCAGGGGCCCAGGUCGGCCGCCUGGUACCUCGUGAGCAACGCAAGCGUCGAGGAGCUGCUGGGCAAUUCGUCCUCCUUCUUGUACGGCCAUGACCCGAGCCGCGGCCCCGUGCCGGUCUACGCCGUGGUCACGCUCACCACCACCAUGUGUCUCGUGUCUCGCAGACUGCUGGACAACGAGGUGCCCUCCGGGCCGGCCGACGCCGAGCCUCUGCUGCACGUCACCUACUGGAUGUUCUUCCCCUACAACGAGGGCAAGCCCGUCUGCGUGCUGGACCUGGGCCCGCUGGGGCCCUGGCCGCUGCCGCUGCUCUGGGGCUCGUGCAUGGGCACGUGGCGGCGCUUCGGCGCGCACGUCGGCGACUGGGAGCACGUCAGUCUCUUCUUCUCGAAGGAGAGCCACCCCGACGCCAUGUACGUCUCGACGCACGAGGCGGGCGCGUUCUACCGCUGGUCCGGGGCGGCCCCGGGCGUGGCGGGGGCGACCCCGGGGCACCUGGUCCUGGAGCGCCAGGAGGUGCGGAAGGGCUCCGAGCUGCUGCAGCGCGCCUCCUUCCCGCUGAUGGCCCGCCUGCACCGCGCCACCGGCCGCCCUGAGCUGUUCGCCGCGCAGGGCUCGCACGGGCUGUGGACGCGGCCCGGCUCGCACCGCUACGUGCGUGUGCCCCGCCUCUACGACCACAGCGGCUACGGGGCGCCGUGGCGCACCUGGGAGCGCCUCGCCGUGCUGUACGAAGGCUCGCCGACGGCGGCGGGCUGGCUGCGCUUCCUGGGCCGCUGGGGUAACCCGCGGGCAGGCUGCCACCCCCUGUCCACGGCCAUCUGCACGCAGUUAGUAUUUUCUGAUUUCCACUGGAAGGGACACAAUGCAAGAAUUGAUCCAUCAUCAGCACUUUAUAUCACAACUUAG